AUGCACCUGAACCAGGAUGCCCCUCCCCAGGAAGAUAAACGGGAUUGCGGGAAGCGGGAGAGUCGGGAGGAGCGGCAAAGGGCUCCUCUUCCCCAUUGGCUGCGCCCGCGGAGCAGCCUCUGUUGCAAUUGGCCGUACGCGGGGGCCGGUAGUCCCGCGUCCGCCCGCCCCUCCGGCCGCGAGAGGCGCCGGGAUCGUGGGCGCGGGCUGAGCCAGCGGCUGCUCGGACGCUGUGUCCGCAAGCCGGCAGGGGGAGGCGGCCCGGCCCUGCGCGUCAGGCCUGAGAACUGGGAAGAAGCUGGAGAAAAGAUGCCCUCUGAAUCUUUGUGUUUGGCUGCCCAGGCUCGACUUGACUCCAAAUGGUUGAAUACAGAUAUACAGAUGAUAGUGUCGAACAAAGUGGAACAAAGAAAGAAGAUCUGGAUGUCUGACAGAGAGAAAAAAGAUGAAGAAGAAACUCCUGCACCUGUAUAUAGCGCCAAGUCAAUUCUGGACAGCUGGGUAUGGGGCAAGCAACCAGUGUUUCCAAGGAGACCUCUGGACACUUGCUUCUCAACAUUGCAGCAUGUAGGCCCUCAGCAGGAGUUCAGAAGUGUACAUUUCAUGUUCCCAGCCUGUGAGCAAAGGUGUGGAGGGGCUCACCAGAGUGGGAUCUCGAGCGGCCCUGUCUUUCGCCUUCGCCUUCCUGUGCAGGGCCUGGCAAUCAGUGAGCUGUUGCAGAAGUCCCUGGACGCCCGAGGAGCACUUCCCGAGGCCUCGCUCUUCGACGAGAGCACCGUAUCCUCUGUGUGGCUGGAGGUGGUGGAGAGAGCGACCAGGUUCCUCAGGUCCCUGGUGACAGGCCUCCCAAUGUUGUCUGCCAUCCUGUUGUUGCCUAAGCUGUGGGACAGCGAGGCACAGGAGACUGACAAUGAGCUUUCCGCUGCCCCGGGCACCAGCGCCCCGCUUUUGCCCUUGCUGCAAAGGUUCCAGAGCAUCAUUUACAGGAAGGAUACGCCCCACUCCGAGGGCGACAUGCACCUUUUGUCUGGCCCUCUGAGCCCCAAUGAGAGUUUCCUGAGGUACGUCACCCUUCACAAGACAGCGAACUUGCCAUUGAUCUGCAACAAACGGCGGUUGCUGUCAUGGCCCAUUUAGACCGUCUGGCUACGCCUUGUAGACGCCUCCACCAUGUAGCUCUCUGACGUCUCA
Molecule: messenger RNA, 1191 nt
Organism: Symphalangus syndactylus (siamang)
Lineage: Eukaryota; Metazoa; Chordata; Mammalia; Primates; Hylobatidae
Product: E3 ubiquitin-protein ligase HERC2-like
Source: RefSeq, a predicted model, not a curated record